AUGGUCGAUUGUUACUCUCCUUUAAUCCUCAUGGAAUUUCAGUUUCCCUCCAUCUCUAUUCUUCUUGCUUUCCUCCUCUUUCUGUUUGCACUGAUCAGAAUUGGUGUGAAAAGAUCCACUACUAAUAAGUCAACUCCAAAACUACCCCCAGGCCCAUGGCAACUGCCUCUCAUAGGAAACAUGCACCAGCUUCUUGGAUCACUCACUCAUCAUGUCCUGAGAGAUUUAUCCAACAAAUAUGGACCACUGAUGCACCUACGGCUCGGUGAAGUUUCAACUGUCAUCGUUUCUUCACCAGAAAUUGCCAAAGAGGUUAUGAAAACACAUGAUAUUAUCUUUGCCAACAGACCUUACCUUCUCUUUUCCCGAAUUCUCUCUUAUGAUUCUACAAACAUUGGCUUUUCACCGUACGGAGAUUACUGGAGACAACUGCGCAAAAUUUGCACAGUGGAGCUGUUGAAUUCAAAUCGGGUCCAAGGAUUUCGAUCAAUAAGGGAAGAGGAGGUCUUGCAUCUCAUUAGGUCGAUAUCUCCAGAUUGGAGAUCCCCUAUCAAUCUUAGCAAGAAAAUUUUCUCUCUGACAUACGGUAUUACUGCAAGAGCUGCAUUUGGGAAAAAAAACACAGACCAAGAAGCAUUUGUCUCUCUGGUAGAGGAAGUUGUAAAGCUGGCAGGAGGUUUCAGCCUCUGCGACAUGUACCCUUCUUUCAAAUUUCUUCAACUCAUAAGCGGAAUGAGACCUAGACUUGAGAAGCUACACAAAAGAAUUGAUGAGAUACUUGAAAACAUUGUCAAUGAUCACAAAGAGAAGAAUAUGACAACAAAAACUGGGGAGGAAGCAGCAGAGGAGGAUCUAGUAGACGUUCUUCUUAAAUUUCAGAAGCAUGGCGACCUACAAGUUCCAUUAACCGACAGAAACAUCAAAGCAGUCCUCUUUGACAUUUUAAGUGCCGGGAGUGACACUUCAUCAACAGCAGUGGCGUGGGCAAUGUCAGAAAUGCUUAAAAGCCCACAAGUAAUGAAAAGGGCACAAACUGAGGUAAGAAAAGUCUUUGGUGGAAGAGGAAACGUGGAUGAAGGUGGCCUUCAUGAAUUAAAAUACCUGCAAGCAGUAAUAAAAGAGACCUUGAGGCUACACCCCUCUGCUCCUCUGCUGCUUCCAAGAGAAUGUAGCGAGCAAUGCGAAGUAAAUGGAUAUGAAAUACCCGUCCAGACCAGAGUUAUUGUCAAUGCCUGGGCAAUUGGAAGAGAUCCAAGGUACUGGAGUGAAGGUGAGAAAUUCAACCCAGAGCGAUUUCUUGAUAGUGCAGUCGAUUACAAGGGGACAGAUUUCGAAUACAUCCCAUUUGGUGCUGGAAGAAGGAUUUGUCCAGGCAUAUUAUUUGCCCUGCCUAAUAUUGAGCUCCCACUUGCACAACUUCUGUACCAUUUCGCUUGGGAACUUCCCAAUGGAUUGAAGCAAGAAGAACUAGACAUGACUGAGACCUUUGGCAUCACUGUGAGAAGAAAACAGGAGUUGUGUUUGAUUCCAGUUCGUUAUCAUCCAUCUCCUACCAAAUAAAUCGCAUAGAACAUACGUCGGGGUUAAUGGCAAAUGCUAUUGAAAUUAUUGUGCUGCAUUUUCAGAGGAUUAUCUUAUUUGCAGUAAUUUUGAGUGGUUUCUGUAUAAUGUAUGUAAUUUAAGAAAACAAAGUUUGUUACUCAUAUAUUAUA
Ilex paraguariensis (yerba mate) is the source of this 1712-nucleotide messenger RNA. The record is from the annotation of a GenBank genome assembly. Lineage: Eukaryota; Viridiplantae; Streptophyta; Magnoliopsida; Aquifoliales; Aquifoliaceae.